GUUUGUUUUGUUGACAGCAAAGUUGUGUGCAGCUAGCGAACGACAGUUCAGAAUCCUGAAAAUUGUCUUACUUGUGCUCUGAAUAUUCCACUUUUCCUUGUAAGGUUUGUCUUUUUUUAAACCAAGAUGCCUGCCAAGGACUAUGUAGCCGAGAAAGAGAAAUGCAGAGGUUUCCUCACAGACUUUGUUCAACAAGAUGAUGAGGGUUCCAAGAAUUUCAAGUACGCAAGGCAACUGGUAGCUAUUGCACAUCGUGAGCAGGUUGCCUUGACGAUAGAUUUAGAUGAUGUAAACGAGAUUGAUCCUGAUUUAGCGGAGUCCAUCAUUGAGAAUGCUCGACGUUACACUAAUCUCUUUGCCGAUGCUGUCUAUGAUCUACUCCCAGACUACAGAGAAAAAGAGGUCAUACAGAAAGAUGCGUUGGAUGUUUACAUUGAGCACCGACUGUUGAUGGAGCAACGACUCCGAGGUCCGAACCCCGGUGAGGUGCGAGACCCAAGGAAUCAAUUCCCACCGGAGCUGAUCCGCAGAUUUGAGAUCUACUUCAAGACACCAAGCACACAGAAGCCGCUGUCUAUCCGCGAUGUCAAAGCGGAGAAGAUUGGCAAGUUGGUGGCUGUUCGCGGCAUCGUGACUCGCUGUACGGAAGUCAAGCCCAUGAUGACCGUGGCAACGUACACAUGCGACCAGUGCGGUGCUGAAACCUAUCAACCAAUUGGUUCACCAACAUUCAUGCCACUGUUGAUGUGCCCUAGCCAGGCCUGCCAAGCUAACAAAUCCGGAGGCCGUCUCUAUCUUCAGACCCGUGGGUCAAAGUUCAUCAAGUUUCAGGAGAUCAAGAUUCAGGAGCACAGCGACCAGGUUCCGGUCGGUCACAUCCCCCGGAGUAUGACCAUCUACUCCAGGGGUGAAACCACACGCUGCAGCCAGCCUGGGGAUCACAUCGGAGUCACUGGGAUAUUUCUUCCCAUGUUGAGGGUUGGGUUCAGGCAGAUGUCCCAAGGACUACUGUCAGAGACAUACAUGGAAGCUCAUAGCAUUAUGAAGAUGAACAAGUCGGCAGAAGAAGAGAUGAGCUUAAAGGAACUAACUGAGGAAGAAAUACAACAAAUUGCUGAGGAGGAUUUCUACGAGAAGCUGGCGUCUUCAAUUGCACCAGAGAUCUAUGGCCAUGAAGAUGUGAAGAAAGCUCUAUUGCUCUUGCUUGUUGGUGGAGUCAAUCGCAACCCUAAAGGAAUGAAAAUCAGAGGAACCAUCAAUAUUUGUCUGAUGGGUGACCCUGGUGUGGCCAAAUCUCAGCUCUUGGGAUUCAUUGACAGACUGGCGCCAAGAAGUCAGUACACAACAGGGCGUGGCUCCUCGGGCGUCGGCCUCACCGCCGCCGUCAUGAAGGAUCCCAUCACUAAUGAGAUGGUCCUGGAGGGCGGGGCCCUGGUGCUUGCAGACCAAGGCGUCUGCUGUAUCGACGAGUUUGAUAAGAUGAACGAGACGGAUCGUACAGCCAUCCACGAGGUCAUGGAGCAGCAGACCAUCUCAAUCGCAAAGGCUGGAAUAAUGACAUCAUUGAAUGCUCGGGUGUCCAUCCUGGCCGCUGCUAACCCGGCCUACGGAAGAUACAACCCCAAGAAAUCCAUUGAGCACAACAUCCAGCUGCCUGCCGCUCUGCUGUCACGUUUCGAUCUGCUCUGGCUCAUUCAGGACAGACCGGACAGAGAAAAUGAUCUCAGACUCGCUCAGCAUAUUACCUAUGUACAUCAGCACAGCACCCAACCCCCGAUGCAGUUUACUCCUCUCAACAUGAACCUCAUGCGACGUUACAUUGCUCUCUGUCAGACAAAGAUUCCAGUGAUCCCUGAGAGUUUGACCGACUACAUCACCGGAGCAUAUGUGGAAAUGCGCAAAGAGGCACGAGGGAGUAAGGAUACGACGUUCACGUCAGCGAGGACACUACUUGCAAUUCUUCGGCUGUCCACUGCUCUUGCUCGUUUGAGAUUGGUUGAUGUUGUUGAGAAGGAAGACGUGAAUGAAGCCAUGAGACUGAUGGAGAUGUCUAAAGAAUCGCUCCAUGGCCAUCAAGAGACGACUGGAAGGAAACAACGCUCUGAAGAUGUUGUGUUCAGUAUCAUUCGUGAGAUGGUGUCCGGCCGGCAGAGCGUCAAAUUCGCCGAUGCCAGACAGUCGUGCCUCGCUAAGGGCUUCACUAAUGACCAAUUUGAGGAGGCUCUGGACGCGUAUGAAGAACUGAACGUCUGGCAGGUCAACAAUGCUAGAACCAAAAUCACAUUUGUCUAGUUUUUAUAUUACAUUUAGGAUGAGGUUUUAGCUAGGAUUUGGUUGAAGGGUGUCAACAUAAGCUGGAAAUUUUAAAACUGGGUGUCCAAAUUGUUCACUUACAAUUCAUUCACAUAUAAAUGACAGAUAAAACAGCGUGUCAAUUUUUUUUUAAAGGGUGUCCAUAAGAUUCCCAGACAGCCCUCUUGGUAAGAAGGGGUCAAAGUAAAGGGCAUGUCAUGAAUUGACACUUACAUGCAUGUUGACUAUCCACAUUUAAUAAAAUCAAACCAAAUGUUUAGUGUUUUUCCAGAUGUCUCGAUGUCAAUUAAAUUGAAUUAGGGCAUCAGUCAAGGGUAUGGUGAAGAUAAGGCAGAAGUUUGGUCUCUAAAAGGAACUGGACACUACUGGUAAUCACGGUUAGCAUCAAAAUUUACUUGGUAACGAUCAAUGGAGAGCUGUUGAU
Asterias rubens (European starfish) is the source of this 2737-nucleotide messenger RNA. Its product is annotated as DNA replication licensing factor mcm7-B-like. Gene Ontology annotation, molecular function: single-stranded DNA helicase activity; single-stranded DNA binding; ATP binding. Gene Ontology annotation, biological process: DNA strand elongation involved in DNA replication; double-strand break repair via break-induced replication; DNA replication initiation. The record is from RefSeq and is a predicted model, not a curated record. Bases 127 to 2292 code for a protein of 721 amino acids. The transcript is spliced from 17 exons. Lineage: Eukaryota; Metazoa; Echinodermata; Asteroidea; Forcipulatida; Asteriidae. Gene Ontology annotation, cellular component: MCM complex; nucleus.